Molecule: messenger RNA, 621 nt
Organism: Metopolophium dirhodum (rose-grain aphid)
Lineage: Eukaryota; Metazoa; Arthropoda; Insecta; Hemiptera; Aphididae
Exons: 2
Coding region: 1-621 (206 amino acids)
Source: RefSeq, a predicted model, not a curated record
AUGGCUGAGAACUUAGAUGACAUAGAAGAUAUAGCCGUCCUAGCAUUGUUACUAGAUGAAGAAGAAAAAAUAAAUAAUAGUACAAAACAAAAAAGACUUUGGGUUCACGCCGUAUGGAAAAAAAUAAAAACAGAAGGAGAAUUUGCCACUUUAUAUAAAGAAUUAGUUGAUCAUGAAACGAAAUUUUUUGAAUAUUUUCGAAUGCCACAAUACGGUUUCAACGUAUUGUUGCAUAAAAUUGAACAUGAUAUUAAAAAACAAGACACUUUUUGGAGAGAGGCCAUAACACCAAGAGAAAGACUGGCAGUUUGUUUAAGAUUUUUGGCUACAGGAGAUUCCUUCACGACAAUUUCAUUUAGUUAUCGUCUAGGUCAUACAACUGUUUAUAGAAUUGUAAUUGAAACUUGUAAAAGUAUAGUAACAAAUUUAAUGUCAGAAGUAAUGCCACAACCCACAGAAGAAAGAUGGAAACAAAUUGCAAAUGAUUUUUGGACCAAUUGGAAUUUUCCGAAUUGUAUAGGUGCGUUGGACGAAAACACGUCACUAUUCAAGCACCACCAAAUACUGCUUCAAAUUUUUUUAACUAUAAAAAAACAUUUUCUGUCGUGUUACUUGCAUUAG